This is a messenger RNA of Aureococcus anophagefferens, 1266 nucleotides long. RefSeq lists its product as hypothetical. Gene Ontology annotation, biological process: carbohydrate metabolic process. Lineage: Eukaryota; Pelagophyceae; Pelagomonadales; Pelagomonadaceae. Gene Ontology annotation, molecular function: sulfoquinovose isomerase activity. Bases 1 to 1266 code for a protein of 421 amino acids. The transcript has a single exon. The record is from RefSeq and is a predicted model, not a curated record.
AUGUCAGCGUCGGUCGUCGGCGCGGACGGCCGCGUCGCGAAGAAGGCGAAGAGCGACGCCGCGCCGCCGCUCCCGCCGAACAUCCGCAGCGUCGAGUUCCUGCGCGAGGGCAUGGCCCACUCCAUGCGAUUUUUCAGCCCCGAGCGCUGCGUGGACCCCGCGGGCGGCUACUUCCACUUCUUCGCCGAGGACGGCGCGGUCUACGACGCGUCGACGCGCGUGCUCGUGACCCAGGCGCGCUUCGUCUUCACCUUCGCGGUCGCGUACGAGCACCUCGGCGAGCCCGAGUACCUCGCGGCCGUCGAGCACGGCGUCGAGUACCUCUGCGACGGCCCCCUGCGGAACCGGGAGAACGGCGCCUACCACUGGGUCGUCAAGGACGGCGCGCCGACGUCGUCGAAGAUCUUCACCUACGCGCUCGCGCAGACGCUUCUGGCCUACGCGGCCGCGGUCCGCGUCGGCGUCGCGUCCGCGCGGGCCUACCUCGACGAGACCUGGGACCUCCUCGAGACCCACAUGUGGGACGCGACGCACGAACUCUACGCCGAAGAGGCCGACGCGCGCUGGGUCGUCGACCCCUACCGGUCCGAGAGCGGCAACCUGCACACGUGCGAGGCGCUCAUCGCCGCCUACGAGGCGACGAAAGAAACGCGCUUCCUCGACCGCGCCGUGCUCGUCGCGGACCGCUGCUGCAACCGCCAGGCGGGGCUCACGUCGGGCCUCGUCUGGGAGCACUUCGACGAAGAUUGGAAGCCGAAUUUGGACUUCGCGAACGACUCGGAGGCGCUCACGAUCUUCCGGCCCUGGGGCUUCCAGCCGGGCCACCAGGUCGAGUGGGCCCGCUUCCUCUUGACCCUGCAGAAGUACGCGCCGAACAUCUGGUUCGUGCCCAAGGCCCGCUACCUCUUCGACGUCGCGACGAAGCACGCGUGGGACGACGCGGACGGCGGGCUCUGCUACUCCAUCGACCUCGACGGCGCGGUCUGCAACCACGACAAGAUCUUCUGGGUCCAGUGCGAGUCCAUCGGCACGGCGGCCAUGCUCGCCGAGGCCACGGGCGACGACGCCUACUGGGCCUACUACGACAAGCUCUGGGCCUACUCGUGGGACAAGUUCGUCGACCACGCGCACGGCUCCUGGCACCGCCGCAUGUCGCGCGACCACGUCAAGCACUUCCCGGAGAAGACGAAGCUGAGCCUCUGCGUCGACCCGGACUUCCAUAUUCUUGGCGCUUUUGCUGGCGCCAUCAUGGCCAUGGGGCCGUGA